Molecule: messenger RNA, 513 nt
Organism: Colletotrichum fioriniae
Lineage: Eukaryota; Fungi; Ascomycota; Sordariomycetes; Glomerellales; Glomerellaceae
Source: RefSeq, a predicted model, not a curated record
AUGGAUCCCCGCAGCGAGGACGGCGGAAAUGGACCAUCUAAUACCGCUGCGCAGCCGCCGCCUCUCCGGCGGCGACUAUCGAUGGAGGAGGAUUAUUUCUACCAGGAAGUCAUGACUUCCCCUUUCCGACGACCAUCACUGCCGCCACCAUAUGAGCGAGAUGCUAAACCAAGACGACCGGUGGCACCCAGGGUCAACUCACAACAUGGAGUUGGGGAGGACUUGCCAGGCUAUUCGUGCGACAUCGAGUUGGAGGGUGUAUGGGUGAAGAAGAUGGAAAUUGAAAACACAACCAAACGGGCAGAGGACAGAAAUUGGCACACCACUAUCGUACAACUACGAGGCACUGCAUUGAACUUUUACAACGUGAAGAAGGAUUGGGGAUGGGGCAGGACGAGAGACGGACCGACCAUCUCGCCCGACAACCCGCCGUGGGUGCGAAAGGCUUCUCUCGACAGAGCGUACAGUCUUCAGCACGCCGAUAUUGGUAUUGCUGCCGAUUACAAGAAGUAG